Amoebophrya sp. A25 is the source of this 4151-nucleotide messenger RNA. The record is from the annotation of a GenBank genome assembly. Lineage: Eukaryota; Dinophyceae; Syndiniales; Amoebophryaceae.
AUUCAUGGCGAAAACGUAAUUGAUGUAGAAUGCAAGCAUUUCGCAUGGUAUUUACGUGCUGAAUUCGGCGAUUUCACGACUCUGUUCCAACUGCAUUGUCUCUGGGCACCAAGUAUUUUCACCAACUGGAUGCUAGCGAUCGUUUGUGGAAUGCUCUCCCUGAUUUUCGGGAUAGCGAAUGCGAUCACUGCCCGCAAGAACCAGUUGGACAUGCAGAAAAUGGUGUCGAACCAAGGUACAGACAAAGUCCGUGUCUUUCGCUACAACCGCGAAGAGUGCAGAACGCCAACUGAGGAUCCAACACGAAACUACACGCAGCAAAUUGAUUCCAUAAGCCCGCUGAAAAACGAGCUGUCUUUGCGAGAGGACACCACGCUUUGUGGAGCUGAGGGAGUCGGACAACUCGUGGAUACAGACCGAGACUACACUGAUUCCUUUGAUGCAGUGACGCAGGAGAAGCAGAAUAUGCUAGUGGGCAGUUGUCGGGCAGAUGACCCGAUCAUCUACACGACACCCCCUGGCAGAGGCGCCAGCACAAGAAGCACAACUGGAAAUAAUAUGGUCGACCAAGAAGAAAUCCAAAGUCGAUCAAUCGCAACGCCAUUUACGAGCAUGAAGCACAGCACUCGUCUAUUGCGCGCUGACCUUUCUGGUGGAGGCAGGCGCUUUUCGACUCUAGACGACGAUGAAGAAGUCUUCUCGCGUUACUUCGACAUUGCAGCGACUAGCGCAGGAAAGCUCGUACCAGGUGAUUUAAUCGAGAUCGACACCACGCCUGGUUGGGUCGUUCCAUGUGACUGUGUGGUUUUGUCUGGUGGGGUAGUGGUUAACGAAAGCAAUCUAACAGGUGAGGCGAUGCCCAUCCAAAAAUUUGCACUCGAAGAUCACGGAACCGAAGCUUUAUGUUUGAAAAGGCAUGGGAAGAAGAAUAUCUUGUUCGCUGGAACGACAGUAAUGCAAAGUCGCAGAAACUGUGGUGGAAGUGCUGGGAUGAAGACAAAAACUUCUCCUGGGUCAGGCUCUACUACUGUAGCACCUGCAAUCGCUGUGGUUUUAGCAACUGGUGCGCAAACGGCUAAAGGCCACAUGAUUCGUUCGAUCCUCUAUGCUGGAGAUAUCGAAUUCGAACUCUACAGGCAGUUGCCGAUUGCGAUUGUUAUUUACGGCACCGUCGCGGCUGCUCUAAUGUUGGGCACGACGUUGGCACAAAAUGAUUCCCGCCUGAAGCUAGUCGGCGCGUUUUUUGAAGCCGUUUGUAUCCUGAGUCGAUUGGUGACGCCAAUGAUUCGCGUCGGGUUCAAAAUUGCACAAAGAAACGCAGCUAAGCGAAUGCGAGAGACAUCCGGAUAUGCUAUCCAGUCCUUGUGCAAUGCCAGAAUUCCCGUUGCAGGCAGAUUGCAAAUUCAGUGUUUUGAUAAAACCGGAACACUGACCGAAGAAAAUCUCAAUUUUCAUGGGGUCGAGCGAGCGGAAGAGAUCACUUCUCAGCACUCUCCUGCGUUGGGAUUAGCUACUUAUGGAAAUCGAGAGCAGCAACAGCUGCACCAUCACAAGUCGCAAGACACGGAGAAGGAUGAAACGAGGCGCGCACUGUUUACAGAAGAUGGCGUGGACUCGGAUGGAAAUCUAGCACUGAGAAACGGACGGACGAGCACUAUGACUUCUACCUGGAGUAUGGCACCAGGAGACAGCACUUGUAGUUCUUCGUCAUCUCGAUCUUAUAGCGGGAAUUUCCAUGUCGGCAGUACGAGUACCAGUAGAGGAGAAGAAAAGCCCCGUUGGGACUUAGUGGACGUAGCAGCUUCUACCUGCCACACCGUCACACGGCUUCACGAUGGCUCUUUGGCGGGAAAUAAGGUUGAGUGCGAACUGGUUACUCACUAUGGCGUGGAGUUCAGGGCUCCUCCGUCUGAGAUGAAUCAUAUGGGCGAUGAGCUUGAGCAGAAACACAAGUCUUCUCCAAGUGCAAGCCCUUGUCUUUUGGAAUUUUAUCGUCCUUCUAGCAAGUCGAAGUCAGUUGCCUGUGCCUCGGCGACUACGUCUUCAAAACCCUAUGCCCGCACACUACGGCAGUUCGAAUUCGAUCAAAAGAUUCAGCUUCAAUCCGUUAUCGUGGAAUAUGGUGGAGCCAGAUACCUCUUUACAAAAGGUAGUCCAGCCAAAGUGGCUGCCAGAUGUCGCCCAGACUCUUUGCCCGACGGGUUUUCUCGCUACACUCAAAACAAAGCCAGGCAAGGCUACUAUCUUCUUGCCUUGGCGUGUAAAAAGCUCGGAGACGUUCAAAGUGGUCAACAACAAGAAAGAAACGGACGCUCUUCUUCGACGUCUUUCAACGACUGUUCUCGAGAACAGUUGGAAUGUGACCUUAGUUUUUUAGGCCUGUUGUACUUCCGAAACUGUCUCAAGCCAUGCACAACAAGCGCAAUCGAGGAAUUAGCCGCGGCUGGCGUGAAGAGUGUCAUGAUUACCGGUGACAAUGUAUGGAACGGACUUCAUAUCGCCAAGAAAUGCACUUUGAUUGCUGGGAAUCAGAAGGUUUUACUGGGAGACGUUGCCGUUUCCAGUCCCGGAACUACAGCACUUGGUAACGGAGAGCCAGAGAUAGUUUGGACAUUGGAUAGCGAUAAAGAUGAAAAAAGUGUUGAUGAACAAGGUCCUCAUGGAGCCCUGGACAUGAUCUACGAAAAUGAAGCAGAAGAUGCUGCUCGGCCUGCGAAUAACACACUCACAACUGAUGAAGUCACUGCACUUCUAGCGUCCGCUGGUCAACGAGGGUUUACGCCUUCCUCCUCAUCAAAGAAAUCUUCUUUGAAGAAAGACGUCAUUCAGCAGAACAAGAUCGUUUUCGGCGUCACACAAGCAGCCUGGAGUCAUCUCCGAACCCGUCACUCAGAAGAGUUGAAAGAAAUCUUUCCGCACAUCGUUGUGUAUGGUGGUAUGAGCCCGAGCGGAAAAGUGGAAGUUGUCACCCGAUGGAGCGAGUCUAAGGUAGUCGGCAUGUGCGGCGAUGGCGGCAACGAUUGUGCGGCAUUGAAGGCUGCUCACGUUGGCUUGGCACUGGUUUCGGCUGGACGGACGACAGAGGUUUCGAUCGUGAGCCCGUUCAGCAGUUCGGGAGGACAUUCUUCACGCAUUGCGGCACCUGUGGCGCUUCCACAAAAAGCAGCUUCUUUGAGGAGAGUCGGGGAUCAUCUUGAGGAGCAGCAACCUCUACUGGUAGAAGACAUUGAAAAGGCGCAAGGAACGCCACAAAGAACACACGAAGGAGAUGAAGAAGCCGUCUCCAUUCAUGCUGUUGUCGAACUUGUGCGUGAAGGCCGUUGUACUCUGGAAAAUUCAGUCGCCACCUACAAGUUCUUCACGAUGUGCGGUCUUCUAUCAGCUAUUUCCAAGAUGUUGCUAUCUAGCAGAGUCUCGUACUUCUCUGAGAUGCACUUUCUAUUCCAAGACUGCCUGUUUCUGGUGCUUUUGACUUACGCUAUUGCGAGCUGUAAACCGGCGAAGAAGCUAGCACCUUUUGCACCGACGGCUAACAUCCUAGGAUGGGAGGUGUUAGGAUCUAUUGCUCUUCCAACUGCCAUUUACAUCGGAGCAUUGCUACUGACGUACUGGAGCUUGGGAAAACAGAACUGGUACAGAUACUAUUUUACUAGUUACUACAUCCAUCGCUUAUAUUAAAUACUUAGCCUUUGUGUUUGUUUAACUUUAAGUUUACCUCGCAUGAUCAAAUGUAUUUCUCUAUCUCUCCCUCGUCAAUUCUAUCCCUCGAUUGUGGCCAUAUUCUCGGAAUUAUUCUCCAAAAUCUUAAACUUCUUAACCUUCUUGUUUAUGUUCUCCUUUUCAGGUUUCGUCCUCCUUCCGAAUGGGAACUGAACAUCGACGUUGUCGCUUGGUGGCACAUGAUGGGCACACAGUCCAGUAUGCUUACCAGUCAGUGGCUCCUAUUUGCCGGAUGUGGUGGCGCUUUACUGUAUUCGCUUGGCGGUCAACACCGCCGAUGUGUCCUUCGUAACUGGUUCUUGAUUGGAACCAUUGUGGCUACUGUUGGGUUGCUACUGUCGCUGUUGUUCUUUGCCAACACGGGUUUGAACUGCAUUUUCAGGACGAACUGUGAAGACGCGCAGAGCUGGGAGACUUUUGUGUGGCCAUUU